AGAUAGUCCACCAGAGUGGGGAGCCUGCUGCUCCUGGGACUUCCUCACAUGGAUCUGGAGUCCAGCUGAAGCAGGACAGGACAGGUAGUCGCCUUCCCAAACGAAAUGGAGGACUUUGAAUUCAGUGUGGAGGUCUGUGACCGUGACUGGGAGCGUUUCUUUGCAGAGUGUGAGGAGUGUAAUCUACUCCCCCCUUCUUUAGCAGGUGUGGAUGACUCAGGAAUGAGUGAUCUAGAUGAUAGAGGGUCCUUUCUUGCCAAGAAACCCCAAAAGGUCAACUCGGCACCGGGCAACUUAACAAGUGACCCCCCUAAUGGUGGCCCGCUAUUCCACCAGGGCUCUCCUGUGGAAAGCAGCCUUGGUAAACACGGCACUGGUGGAGUUGAGAGCAUUCUCUCGGACAGUGAGGAAGACACACAUCUACAGUCUGUCAAUAUGUUUUUUGAAAGGCUGAAGGGUCUCACGGAGGCUGGGCCAAGCCAAGCAAGAGUUGGAAACAGCAGGGAGGCAACACAAAAGGAGGAGCGGAGUGAUGACGGGCAACAAGCCAGGAGGACCACUUUGCCAAAAAACUUCCCAGAGUUAAACACUCUGCCUGCCAGGGGUGAAACAGCUGCUGGCAAAGAGACCACUAAACCUGUCAACACCACUAUAAAAAAAACUGAAGCUGAAUCUGACAUUUCUUCUGAACCAGAAGCUUGCCAUAACUUAGAAUUCAAGACCUGCAAAUUAACCAAAACACAGUUAUUCAUUACAGAAGAAGACUGCACAGAAACCAAGGUAAAUGAGGUAAUUCACUGGAAUCAGUCUCAGGUCCAAACAGAAACCUCACUGUUCCAUGCUGUGGAAAUGGACACAAAUGUCAAUGAUGCAACCCUGGAAGGUUUGCUGAUGAGUCAAGUUGUUCUCCGUAAAAAAUGCAGCAUGAGAGGGGAACAAACCCCCAGCCAGGAAUCGUCUCCCUCUGCAUCAAUCAAGAGAAAGAGGAGAAAAAGGAGGCGGCUCAGUGCGGAGGCAGGCGAUGGCGGGAAGAUGUGUGAGAGGCAGGCUUUAAGUGACUCAGAUGGUGAAACUCAUGCAACGAGGCAAGAAACAGGCUUAUGUUUGUUGGGAAAAUCAUGUAAUGAUCCACAAAUCAGCCCAUCCUAUACGUUUUGUCCAUGUUCAGAGGAUGCGUUCUCAAAGGAUGUAAAGACAGAGCUCUGCCACUCUGAACCUAGAGACGGCUUUUGCCAACAGUUGACGAGGAGACAGAAAACGUGUACAGCAACAGGCUUAGCUGAGAAUAAUUCAACUGACUGCCAGCCAGCAACUUUUCUGCAUCAAAGUAAUGGACGUGUUAUUUCCACAACAAGCAAUAGUCCUUAUGAGGAUCCAGUCAGCAACCUCCAGGUAGAAGAAUCACCUGGGCUGAACGGACACUCCUGGCUCCAAGAUAUUGUUCCAGGUGUGACUGAUUCUUCACAACAUCACAAGCAGGAUCUGAACACAGACACCUUCCAGCUGUCUGAUAAAAUAAAAACUUCCAGGUUACAAAAUCAAGGAAAUUCAAAGUGUUUUACAGCAGCAGACGUCCAAACAGUUGGGCCUUUAUCCAGUUUAAAGUCAUGUGUCCCUGCAGUGGAAGUCUGCCAAAAGGAUCAACUAUCUGCUGCUAAGAAUCUCUUGGCUAAAGAGAAUGGAAAUAUUGGCAGGGAUGAAAAAAUGCUGCGUCAAAGUGAGGCUGAGCUCCAACUACCACUGGAAAAUGACUCACAAGACAAACAUCAAUUCAAUAACACUACGCUGGAAAUCACGGCAUUUUCUCCGUCUGCAUUCGCUGAUGUUAACUCUGCCUCUCAUUGUGAAGAAUUUUCCUCCCUGGAGUCAAAGACCUGCUCAGUCAAAGUUAAGACUUCCAGAGAAGUGAUCUCUGUCAAUGUAACUCCACAUAAUCCAUCACCUCACCAAAACUGUCUUCUUUUUAGUUCAUCCUCUUCAGAUACAAACCAGGCAGAUAUUUCAUUGGGGGCUAAAACAUCAAAUCUUUUACCAGAAAAAAACUCAAAAUCUGAAAGGAUUUUGUCUAAAGAACCAAACAAGUCAGGUUUAAGAAUCAACAGCCUCCAAGAAACCAAUUUGUCCCUAUUGAAAGACAGACCGAUAAACCCUUCGGACAUUUCAAAUGUCUCGUCAUGUUGUAGUCUGGAUACUAAAUCUGAUUCUUUUUUAAAAAACAACUUGACAGAAACAUCAUCUGAAAACCAAUCUGUAGAUCUAACAGAGAAAAAGCUGGAAAUCUUGUCAAAAUGCAAAGACAUGAAUGUCACAUCUAAACCCGAAAACCAUCCAGAUCCAGUUUGUAAUUCCAUGGCUGAAACAGAAGAUGCUGUCUCUAAACCGGCAGGUGAAACUGAAAACAAAGAGAAAUCUGUGUUUGCUAUGUCUUCCUUUUGGCGUGAGAUGGAAACACUGACAAUAAAUGACAUACUGGGUUUACGGAAGAUCGGAAAAAGUGCUCCCAGCACCUUUCUUCCCCCAGUGCAGGAAGAAGAGGAGGCUGACUCAAACAUUUUCACCGAUAUGGAUGAACUGAAACCGAAGAAAACAGCUGAGAAUUCAUCUUCCAUAGACUCCUAUUCUCCCAGAGAAGUUACAUGGGAGUGCGAACCCGUGCUGGUGAGUCAAGAUGCCAGUAUUUACCCAAAGGCCAUGUUGGCACUUGUGGCUGACACAUCUGAACCAGUUUUUAGUGAAAUGACCCACAAGUCCCUCAAAAAGAUCUCCAAAACAAUCAGUGUGCACAAUUUGCCAUCUCUGGAAUCUGAGACAUGCAGCUUCUCACACAAGGGGGAUCUUUUAGAAAGCUUAGAAGAAAGAGAAAUCAAAAACAUUGAGAACUUCCCCGUGGAUUCUGCACUAAAGAAAGAUGUAGACACCAGACCUUCUUUUUCAGAAAGCUACAGCAUUUCUCUCCCAAAUAUUUUUCGCUAUGUCUUUGGAGAGAAGCCAUCAGCUCCCAUUCAGUCUGCUGCAGAUGGAGGAUCCAGUUUUUCAUAUGAUGGAAACUCUGUACCUGAAACAUAUGACCAUUUUUUCUCCGAGUUCGAUACAGAGAGCUUCUUCUACCCUCUUACAACAGCAGAAGAGAAGGCCAAAGACCGGCCAGUCACGAUCUUCUCCUACUCUCGCUCAUCUUCUAGAAACAUAAACUUUCCUGAGGCCUAUGAGUAUUUCUAUGCAUCCUCCUCAUCUGAGGACUCUUCGGUGGGAUCUGAUGAUGAAGAUUUCUUUGGUCCUGUGAAGGUGGUGAGCAGGUACAGUCAAAGAGCAAGCUUAACCCCUGUUGCCACAGACCCGUACGAAGACUUCUUCACAGAAAAUGACCUCGAACAGGAUUUUUUCUCUCUGAGGUCACUUUCAUUCAGGAAUGCUAAUUUUAAAGCAUCUCAGAGCCAAAAGCAAGAGUCCUACGCCAUGUCUCUUGUGCCUGUACAGCACAGUGAGACUUCCACUUUGAGGGAGGCUCCUCCCAUCAGUGAAAAGGGAUAUCAAGAUCUGACGAGUUCUGAUCCACGUCUUUACGAACUGUACAACAGGAUCUCCAGACAACCAGAGCAACUGCCAUUGAGUUAUGAAGACUUCCAAAUGACUGUUAUGAAUCCAAGGUUGGAUGCUUCCCUGCUCCCCCUCAAACACUCAGACAUGUGUUUGGUUUGCAUUGCUUUUGCUUCGUGGGUCUUGAAAACUGCAAAUCCACAAGUUGGAGAUGCUUGGAAGGCGGUUCUGCUGGCAAAUGUAAGCGCUCUGUCAGCCAUCCGUUACCUACGCAAGUACGUCAAAGUGGAGGCUGCAGCCAGUGAGAAGAAGUUACCCAAACUCACUCAAAGUUAAACUCUUGAUUUCUCUGCCUCUGUUAUCUAUGAUCCAUUUCCGAAGAUGUGAACUUUUACACAACCUCUGAUCAAACAAAGAAACAUUUGUUUGCACUAGUUUUGGUCACAGAAUAACUUAUUUUGAAUGUAAUAGUUUAAAUCCAACUAAGGCAAAAGCCAGGAAACGUGAAAGCACUGAAUUGAAACUUUAAAUGACCAAAUGCAGGAUGGAGAAUGUCUGGUUUCAAAUGAUUGUAAUUAAGGAUUGUGAGUUUGUUCCUAAGAGAGACUAUAUAGGAAAGUAAUUGAUGAGAGUGUGGAAAAUUGAUUACUGUGAAAUUGUAGAGUAAGGUUUUUUUGGCUGAUUUUGUUCUUUUACGUGACAGAAGCAAAGAACAGUUUAUUGAUAAUUUCACCAUCUUUUUUUUUUUAGAAUUUUGCUAUUUUUUUUUCCACUUUGGAACUAAAGUUGAGGACAAUUUUCUACAUAGUUAAGACAAAUAUAAAUGUAAGGGCAUUUUCAUUUUCAAAUUGACUGUUUUAAUAUUUUGUGCAGUUAGUUAUUACAGGAAAAAGGGAGCUGUUGUGUUCUCAAUAUUACGUAUUGUCUUCAUGGUGUGCUCACUCACAGUAAAAUGUUCCAUAGAUUACUAGAUGAAAUAUUUCAAACACUAGAGGGCGGUAUGUAGUCAUGUUAAAGCUGAAGGACUUAACUGAACAGCUUCAGUUCCCUCUAAGCAUGCACUGUAUACCUCAGUGUAACCCGUGUAAUCCUUGUACUAUCCUAGGCACUUUAACGUUGGGAAUUGGGUCAUCUAGACACACUAGACAGUGCUCUGAACCUUUUUAUUUUCAAUGAUUUGUGAUCUUCA
This is a messenger RNA of Oryzias latipes (Japanese medaka), 4726 nucleotides long. RefSeq names its product PPARGC1 and ESRR induced regulator, muscle 1a (gene perm1a). The record is from RefSeq and is a predicted model, not a curated record. Lineage: Eukaryota; Metazoa; Chordata; Actinopteri; Beloniformes; Adrianichthyidae. Gene Ontology annotation, cellular component: nucleus; cytoplasm. Gene Ontology annotation, biological process: regulation of DNA-templated transcription; response to muscle activity.